Messenger RNA from Drosophila willistoni, 2289 nucleotides. RefSeq names its product xaa-Pro aminopeptidase ApepP (gene ApepP). Gene Ontology annotation, molecular function: metalloaminopeptidase activity. The transcript is spliced from 9 exons. Bases 97 to 2052 code for a protein of 651 amino acids. The record is from RefSeq and is a predicted model, not a curated record. NCBI's taxonomy places the organism in Eukaryota, Metazoa, Arthropoda, Insecta, Diptera, Drosophilidae.
UGCUCGUCUCUGAUAAAUGUAUAUGUAUUAAUCUGCAAUUGUACAAAAAAGCCCUGCACAUACAAAAACAUAUAUAUACGGAUAGGGGUUCAACACAUGUCCAUAAAUAAAGAAACUUAUAUCUUAUCACGAAUAAUACGUUUUACAAUCCGAACUGGACUGAAAACAAGGAAGCUAAGCUAUAGCCAAACGCAUUUCACUGUUGUCAACGAGAUGAAAGACACCACGCAAAUUCUGUCGCAACUGCGGGAACUGAUGCAGCGGGCUUGGGUGCCUGAGGCCAGUUCUUUGUCUGCCUAUAUUGUGCCUUCCGAUGAUGCACAUCAGAGUGAAUACCAAUGCCAACACGACGAAAGACGUGCAUUUAUUAGUGGCUUCGAUGGAUCUGCGGGAACAGCAGUAAUAACUUUAGAAAAAGCUCUGUUAUGGACUGAUGGCCGCUAUUAUCAGCAAGCGGAGAAGCAACUUGACGCCAAUUGGACACUAAUGAAGGAUGGAUUAACUACAACUCCAUCGGUAGGGGCUUGGUUAGCCAAGAAUCUACCCAAAGGCAGUGCUGUUGGCGUUGAUCCAAGGCUUUUUUCCUUCCGACUCUGGAAGCCGAUAGAAACUGAACUAAUUUCAGCUGAGUGCAGUUUGGUGCCCAUUGAGAAAAAUCUAAUUGAUGAAGUGUGGGGUGCCGAACAGCCACCACAAACUUCAAACUCCCUUAAGACCUUGGAUUUGAAAUUCGCUGGACUUACAAUUGAGGAAAAAUGGAAAAUUGUGCGCGAAAAGCUGACCGAAAAGAAUUCGGAUGUUCUAAUCGUUAGCGCUUUGGAUGAAAUAGCAUGGUUUUUAAAUAUGCGAGGAUCCGACAUUGAUUAUAACCCCGUAUUCUUCGCCUAUUUAAUUAUACGUCACGAGGAACUCUUUCUCUAUAUCGAUGAUAAAAAACUACCUCAGAAUUUCAAUCAGCAUCAAUCUGAAAACAAAGUAAAGAUCACCAUCAAGCCUUAUGCAUUUAUUGGCCAGGAAUUGUGUCAACUUGUGUCUACAACUAAGGGUAAAUUUUGGAUUGCGCCCACUAGCAGUUAUUAUUUGACAGCUUUGGUACCAAAAUCCCAACGCCAUCAAGAGAUAACCCCAAUCUGCUUAUUGAAAGCAAUCAAAAACGAUGUGGAAAUCAAGGGAUUUGUGAAUUCUCAUGUACGCGAUGGAGUUGCAUUGUGCCAGUAUUUCGCUUGGCUUGAAAAAAAGGUACAACAGGGAGAAGCAGUCGACGAAAUCUCCGGAGCUGAUAAACUUGAAUCGCUGAGAAGCACAAAGGAUAAUUAUAUUGGAUUAAGCUUUGCGACAAUAAGUGCUUCCGGACCCAAUGGUUCGAUUAUACAUUAUCAUCCAGCAAAAGAAACAAACAGAGCUAUCAAUGACAAGGAAAUUUAUUUAUGUGACUCGGGUGCUCAGUAUUUGGAUGGCACAACAGACGUGACACGAACUUUGCAUUUUGGCGAGCCUACCCAAUUUCAAAAGGAAGCAUACACUCGAGUUCUUAAAGGUCAAUUAACUUUCGGAGCAACAAUCUUUCCAGCGAAAGUGAAGGGCCAAGUGUUGGACACUCUUGCCAGAAAGUCGCUCUGGGACGUCGGUUUAGAUUAUGGCCAUGGCACUGGCCACGGUGUGGGUCACUUUUUAAACGUACACGAAGGUCCGAUGGGAGUGGGAAUUCGACCUAUGCCUGAUGACCCCGGUCUUCAAGCAAAUAUGUUUAUUUCGAAUGAACCUGGUUUCUACCAGGAUGGAGAAUUCGGAAUACGCAUUGAAGAUAUUGUUCAGAUAGUUCCAGCACAAAUUAAAAAUAAUUUCGCAAACCGUGGUGCAUUGACUUUCCACACAAUCACAAUGUGCCCAAAACAAACGAAACUUAUAAUUAAAGAGCUACUGACCGAUCUGGAGAUCAAGUUGCUGAACGAUUAUCACAAAUUGGUGUGGGAAACACUUUCGCCAAUACUUCAACAAGAAGGGGAUUCAUUUACUUUGGAAUGGCUGAAAAAGGAAACACAGGCAAUAUAAUAUCCUUCUCAAUACCAGAAUAUAGUCAAAUUCAGAUAGCUUCUUGAUAUCUUUACGGUUUGACUUUCGUUUGAUGUUUUGGAAUUUCAAGGAUCAAACAAAGCUUGAGGAAUUUACUAUGGCUGUUUAUCACUGCUGUAUACGCGAUUUGUUAUUAAUAAUACUAUAUCUUUGGAUGUUUAUAUAUACAACUGAAUAAAUAAAUAUUGUGCUUUACACAUACUUAAAUAGAAAGUC